AUGAGAUCUUCAAAGUCACCCUCCAAAAGGAAGGCGACCGAGGGUUCUCCUAAGUUUGGAUACACGAGUUCCACUGACUUUGAAAAUUUGCCUACUCAGAGACAUCGGCAAGACAGAGAAGAUAGCUACUUUUGGAUGGGUCGCUACCUAGCUACUGACACCCCUUCCCCUAUAGGAGAUGACCAAACUCCUCUUCAAGCUACGAUGGACAAUGUCUGCGAGUUUAAUCUUAAUCGACGAAAUGUGCAGCGAGGUGACGUUCAUCCUGUCGAACAUAGGCCCCUUGUCAUGAUCCCCAAACAUCCUCCCGUGGCCAAGAAGCCUGCUAUAUCGGAUGAGACCAACAGAAAAAAGACCGGACGACAAGAAAGGCAGUCGAAGAAGCAGAAGACUCCGCAAUCUGAACCUGAGCCUCCUACAGUCCAUUCCCAGCUUCCAACACCAGAUUUUGAGAGUGUUAUUUGGCCUGCAAUGUGGGAGAAAGUCCAGUCCCUCAUCAAAGCAAAAGUUUCGGAACAUAUGGAAGCUAUGUUGCAAGAAAGAAAGGCCGAAUUGGAGUCUUUGACUCGCCCUCCACUGCUUAAGGCGGACAGCUCACCAGAGGUUUAUCUGACUUAUGUUCAAUUCCUUAAGAACAGAAUAAAAGCUACGACCACGAACUCGUCAACAAGACAAAAAACUGAAGCUGUUAUGUCGUUAGCGAUGGACUUGGAGCCAGGAAUAGAGAAAUGCCUUCGCAAGCAUCUAGGUCAAAUUACCGCCGAGGAGAACAUCCAAGUGGAAAGCCAAGACUUGGCUAUGGCUGAGCGAGAGCGUAUCGAGGAAGAAGAACUGGAUACAGACGACGAAGAUAUUAUCACGAUUUCGGACAAAGACGACUCUGACUACCAGGACGAUCCGGAAGAUGUCGACGAGCCUCUUACUCCAGUUACGACGCCUACAACCAUGAGUCAAUUAAAACGAUAUGAGGAUAGAUUUAGGGAGUUUCGGCGGUAUGCCGCAUCGGAGAGCGUUUCCAACGACAAGAAGAGAGCAUUGGAGAAGACGCCGACGCCGACCAAAGCAGGCAGCAAAAGACGCUGCACAGUCAGGCACUCGCCUGGAUUUACACCCAGCCCAGCGUCAUCCAAGUCUUCGUAUUUCCCAUCGUUGCAGGAGUUAUUCAGCUCAAGUUUAGGACGGCAAUCAUCCCCGGCAACACAACCGAGUCCCUCCAGAAGCCAACCUUCUACACGACAGGCCGAACGAGCACAGCACGAGAGCACAUUACCAACUCGCUUCCGAGAGACAACAGCAGAUUUUGAGGCCAUGAAUACCUCUGAGAAGCUCCUGUUGCUGUUCAAAAUGUCCAGAGGGAAGGAGAAAUAG
Molecule: messenger RNA, 1368 nt
Organism: Fusarium poae
Lineage: Eukaryota; Fungi; Ascomycota; Sordariomycetes; Hypocreales; Nectriaceae
Exons: 2
Coding region: 1-1368 (455 amino acids)
Source: RefSeq, a predicted model, not a curated record